Molecule: messenger RNA, 1641 nt
Organism: Arachis ipaensis
Lineage: Eukaryota; Viridiplantae; Streptophyta; Magnoliopsida; Fabales; Fabaceae
Source: RefSeq, a predicted model, not a curated record
UUCCCUCUCACUUUUUCUCGCUCUCGUCCACCACCGUCCACUUUGAUCACUUUACUCAUAUAAAUGCCAUGCAAUGCAAAACACCAUAAGAUAGCAAUUUGUGUGUGAUUAUAAGGCACUACCAAAGAUACAUCCUAAUCACAAAUAGCAAAAAAGACUCUCUCUCUCUCUCUAUAUAUAUAUAUAAUGAGGCUACUUGCAUCUCUACCUACUCAUCAUCAACCAAACUCUACUAUCCCCUUUUAUUCUUCUAUGUCUAAAGCCAAAUGCAACCCAAAUUUCCAAAAUAAUAAUGCUACUAUCACUAGCGACACCACUUCUACUAGUUUGUCAUUCAACAAAUCUAAGCUCUCAUGGGGUCGUCUCAAGAGUCAAUUUGAGCAAUGCCACUCUCCCAAACUUGGCCAUAAGUGGAUGCAAUACCAAGGAAUCAACCAUUGGGAAGGCUUGCUUGAUCCUCUUGAUGAUAACCUAAGAUGGGAGAUUCUAAGAUACGGCCAAUUUGUUGAAGCUGCUUACCAUUCCUUUGACUUUGACCCCUCUUCUCCCACUUACGCCACGUGUCGUUUCCCCAAGACCUCACUCUUAUCUAGAUGCGGUCUAAAUAACUCCGGAUACAAGAUAACCAAGAAUUUGCGCGCCACUUGUGGGAUUCGGUUACCAAAAUGGAUUAAUAAGAUGUAUGAACUGCCACGCAAUCAGUCUAGCUGGAUUGGUUACGUGGCAGUUUGUCAAGAUAAAGAAGAAAUCGCACGUCUUGGCCGACGCGACGUGGUGAUUGCUCUCCGAGGAACAUCCACCUGUUUAGAGUGGUUGGAAAACUUACGCGCUACGUUAACAAAAUUACCUAAUCAUAUGAGUAAGGAUAACAAUGUUGAUGACAACAACUCCGGUGGUGAUAAUAAUUCUGCUAGGGCAAUGGUGGAAAAUGGAUUUUUGAGUCUUUAUGUGUCUAAAACAGCUACAAAUCCAAGUUUACAAGACAUGAUAAGGGAAGAAAUUGCAAGAAUAAUCCAAUCUUAUGGUGAUGAGCCACUUAGUUUAACUAUAACUGGUCAUAGCCUUGGAGCUGCACUCGCCAUCCUUGGCGCGUAUGAUAUAACCGCCACCUUAAAAAAUGCACCAAUGGUUACCGUGGUUUCUUUUGGUGGGCCCAGGGUGGGAAAUGACGUGUUCCGGAACCAACUGGAACAAAGUGGGACCAGAAUUCUGAGAAUCGUUAACUCUGAUGAUGUCAUCACAAGGGUUCCAGGUUUUGUGGUGAAGAAUGAUGACGUGGCAAGAAUCGGGGAUGUCCACGUGGCACGCUUGCAGAGCUGGUUUCAUAAGCGCGUGGAGGACAUGCAAUUGGUGUAUGCUGACGUAGGACAAGAGCUGAGGCUUAGUAGCAAGGAAUCACCGUACCUCAAGAAAGGAGAUGUUGCCACGUGUCAUGAUCUAAAGACGUAUCUACGUUUGGUAAAUGGCUUUGUGAGCUCUUCAUGUCCGUACAUGAAUGAAGUGACAGAGUAUCAAUCAGAAGCUUUGCUUUGAUCCGUUCUCAUUAGAUUUGGACCAAAGCUUAUACAACCUAAUCAUAAUUCUAAUAAUUGUUUCGUUAGUUGUAAAUGAAGAUGAGGCUGUGCUAAUUAUGAAGCGAUU